CGCCACCAAUGGGGCCAACUACGCCAGGUGGUAGUUAUACAAUAGAUAGUUUGGUUACAGGCUGUCAGAUUUGGGUACGAGUACCACUCUCCGAGAAUGAGACAGAAGAUCGUAAAGCAGACAUUUUGUCGAUGCGUACAAUAAAUCCAGAUAAUGAUUAUAUGGAAGUUACCGUAGAUGAACCUACCAAAGAUUUUUAUUUGCAUUUCGUUAAUUUCAAUAAACGCCUUGAUACUUGGUUGAACGCCAGUCACGUACUUCUAGAUAGGGAGGUUACAUGGCCAAAACAAGCAAAGGAUAGUAGCACUCCAUCUACACCUUCUACGCCACUCAAUAAUAAAAAUUCUACCCACAAAAACACGUCCUCAAAGGGCAACAAUGCGAGUUUACUCAGAAAGGCAGCAACAAAGGCUGGUAAACUAGCAAAUGGUAACAAGAAACGCAAAUUAGAUCCUAGUUCAAAAGAUGGUGGUAUCAGUUCCGAUGAAGAUGCUGAAAGCGAGAUGGAUACCGAUACGGGUACACCUCUCGCGAAACCAUCGAACCAACAACCUCAAUCAACGUUUUCGAAGGAGGAAGAAAUUGAGAAGCUUAGAACCUCUGGUUCUAUGACUCAAAAUCCUCACGAAGUCGCUCGUGUGAAGAAUCUCAAUAAGGUCUCUAUAGGUGCACAUGAAGUAGAGGCAUGGUAUUUCUCUCCUUAUCCUAUCGAAUACAGUCACAUACCAACAUUAUACAUCUGCGAGUUCUGUCUGGGAUACUAUGCAUCACCAAAGCAACUUGAGAGACAUCGACACAAGUGCACACUCAUUCAUCCUCCCGGUAACGAGAUUUACAGACAUGAGAAUAUUUCAUUCUUCGAAAUUGAUGGAAGGAAACAGAAAAGUUGGUGUAGACAUCUAUGUCUCCUCAGCAAACUCUUCCUUGAUCACAAAACGCUAUAUUAUGAUGUCGACCCAUUCCUCUACUAUGUAAUGACGCAGAAGGAUGACAAUGGUUAUCAUCUCGUUGGAUACUUCAGUAAAGAAAAGGAAUCAGCUGAAGCAUACAACGUCGCUUGUAUUUUAACAUUACCACAAUUCCAAAGGAUGGGUUAUGGUAAAUUACUCAUCGAAUUCAGCUACGAAUUAACGAAAAGAGAGGGCAAACUUGGUAGUCCAGAGAAACCAUUAUCGGAUUUAGGUCUUUUGGGUUAUAGAGCAUACUGGGGUGAAACCAUUCUUGAAUUAUUAUUAUCAAUGGGAGAUGAUGAUAUCUCCAUUGAUGAGAUAGCUCAAAAAACUGCUAUAAACCAUGCUGAUGUUAUGUACACUCUGCAAUCACUCUCAUUACUCAAAACGUUUAAAGGUCAACAUAUUUUGGCUUUAGAUGAUAAUAUAAUUGAGAACUAUGAGAGGGCAACCAGUAAAAAGAGAAGGCAUAUCGAGCCAUCGAAACUAGUUUGGAAACCACCAGUCUUUACAAGAGAACAAUUGAGAUUUGGUUGGUAAUAUGAUCACAUUAAUUUAUGUAACAUAAGUGUACUUAUAUAUAUUUCAAUGCAUUAAUUGUACAAUU
Wallemia mellicola CBS 633.66 is the source of this 1557-nucleotide messenger RNA. RefSeq lists its product as hypothetical. The transcript has 2 exons. Bases 9 to 1490 code for a protein of 493 amino acids. Gene Ontology annotation, molecular function: histone acetyltransferase activity. Gene Ontology annotation, biological process: regulation of DNA-templated transcription. NCBI's taxonomy places the organism in Eukaryota, Fungi, Basidiomycota, Wallemiomycetes, Wallemiales, Wallemiaceae. The record is from RefSeq and is a predicted model, not a curated record.